AAAAAAAAAAAAAUUUCAGAAGCGGCAUGAAUAUAUAAACGAAAAGGAACACAAACGAUUUGGUCUUUUUUUUUCUUGGUUCUUUUCAACGAAUACUUUCACUCUUUAUUAUUUAACUUUCAUCAUGCUCGCCGACACAACCAAGUUGACUUCGUGUUUUCUCAAGCAAUCGAUUACUAAAAAGCGGAAAGCUGUACGCUUCAGCUGCAAAGAUACAGUUCGAUUCACUCACAGCGCCGCUGAAUACGACCGGUCGUCCAUGACACACACUUUCUAUACGUUCCGACCCCCGCCACCGGUUGAGGCUUGCAAGUCGCCACGCUCAGCAACCGUGUCACUCAUGCCAAGGCCCCGGAUCGCUCCGCUGGAUCUGUCCAUUGUUCCGAAUGCGUCAAGGCGGACACCUGCAUGGCAUACUCCCACACACGCUGUCAAAACAAAACCUAAAUUGCAAAUCAACACAGAAUCUAUUGAAGGACCCUCUUUCUUCACCCGAUUAUCCACUCAUUAUCGAUGCUUUGAUGAAGACGAAGGUAACAGCUUCCUUGUCUCCAUUGCCUCGCCGUGUCCGCCCACCGCUUGCUCCACUUGUUGAAUAUUUUCAUUGUUCCAUCUUGUCCAUACCGCACAUAUAAAAUGCACACAUACCCACACGUACAAAGCCCCUCAUUUAUACAUUAUCAUAGUGGAUAUUAUUAUAUUUUUGAAUACUGUAAAGAAAAAAAUAAAACAAAUUGGCA
This is a messenger RNA of Radiomyces spectabilis, 740 nucleotides long. RefSeq lists its product as uncharacterized. Bases 125 to 595 code for a protein of 156 amino acids. The transcript has a single exon. The record is from RefSeq and is a predicted model, not a curated record. NCBI's taxonomy places the organism in Eukaryota, Fungi, Mucoromycota, Mucoromycetes, Mucorales, Radiomycetaceae.